AGGUGACGGCGUCCAAGAACGCGGGCGGCUCGUACGAGGACCCCCGGACGGCAUGAACAAGGGCGAUGGCAAGAAGGCGGCCGCCGCAAAGGGCGGCGCACCUGCCGCUGCUGGUGGCGCCAAGGGCUACUCCAUGGAGGAGGUGGCCAAGCACACCAGCAAGACCGACUGCUGGGUUGUCGUGGCGGGCGAGGUGCUCGACGUGACCUCCUUCCUGAGCCAGCACCCCGGCGGCGAGCUGGCCAUCCUCACGUUCGCCGGGAAGGACGCCACCGAGGAGUUCAACAUGAUCCACCCUCCGGACGUGAUCCCGAAGUACGCCCCCGACGCCUGCAUCGGCGUGCUGGGCGCGGGAGGCGGCGCGGCCCCGGCGGCGGGUGGCGCCGCCCCGGCGAAGGCCGCCGCGGCCGCGGCGGGCGCUCACGGCGCGCGCGACUGGAAGCUGCAUAACGACAACCGCAACAAGAGGAUGGGCGAAUACGGGCGUGUUCCGGGGCCCAUUGGGGCUCUCAUCUACAUGGUCAUCGCAUUCAUGAAGGAGGUUCUCUUCACUAUCUUCGGUCAGAAGAACUUCCAGUUCACCAACGACCGCAUUGGCCUGACGCGCUCCGCGAUGUUCAUGUUCAUCUUCAUCAUCAUCCAUGCAGUGGGCAACCUGCACGUGUUCCUCGGCCCGGACGACUUCAACGGAUACGGAUAUUUCUACGUCCGCCUCUAUUGGACCGGCUUCGGCUUCAACGCCAACAUCGUGGAGGAAUAUAUCUUGCUCGCCGCGCUGCUCCACGUGGCGGUGGGCCUGAAGCGCACCUGGGACAUUUCGAUUAACUACACAAUCGCAUCCGGCAAGCUCAACCUCGCGAUCUCGGGCGUCACUCUGCUGACCUUCAUGAGCAUCCAUCUGUUCCAGUUCCGCUUCGGCGAGACGCAGCCGUUCGAGCUGUGCCCGCCGCCGUACUUGAUCAACGUCGCCACCCUGCUGGAGUUGAGGCUGAACCUUUUCUGGGUCCACGACGCCGACUGCGUCAAGGCGAGCGUCCGCGACAUCUACCGCAUGGAGUUCGAGGUCUUCCAGUCCCUCGGCUGGUGCCUCUUCUACAUCAGCGCCGUGGCCAUCUUCGCCACGCACAUGUGCCUCGGCUGGCAGAAGGCCGUCCCUGCGCCCGCGCUCGAGAUCCCGAAGCGCUUCCACAACAAGGCGAUCCACAUCGGCUACAUCAUGACGGCCUUCAUCGCGCUGGUGUACGUGAGCUUCCCGCUCUACACGCACGUCUUCCCGAUGUCCGACGGGGCCAUCACCCCCGAGGCCCCGCUGCCGAUCCCCGUCGCCGCCGGCCCGGCGUGAGCGCGUGCGGCCCCUCGAUGGGCCUCGCUCUGCGCGGGCAACCUCUCUCGGGGCCUCGCCCCGCUCGGGCGGCCUCGCCAGCCGCCGUCCUCUCUUUUCGAAUCGGUCGCGAAACU
Prorocentrum cordatum is the source of this 1458-nucleotide messenger RNA. NCBI's taxonomy places the organism in Eukaryota, Dinophyceae, Prorocentrales, Prorocentraceae. The record is from the annotation of a GenBank genome assembly.